UACAAGUUGGCAAGUCCCCGUCGCGCGCGCGCGCGCGUGCGUUUUCCAGGAAGAGGCGUCAGCAUCCUCGGAUAACACGGCGCGAGGCAGCAGAGGACAUAGUCUGGAUAUAAGGAACAGCUCUGCACACGGCUCAACGCUCACCAGAAUGGCCGUCAAGAAGCUCGUCAUCUUUCUCCUGGUGCUCAGCCUCUGUCUGGAGGGCUGCUCUGCCAAAGAAAAGAGAACGAAGAAGGGGAAGAAGAAGGGGAAGCAGGUGUUCUGCCCGUCAGAGCUGUCAUCUGAGGAUCUGGCCCGAGUCCCUGAGAACUCAACCAGCAACAUCUUGAACAAGUUACUGAUCACCUACGAUCCCAGAAUAAGGCCCAACUUCAAAGGAAUCCCCGUGGAGGACAGAGUCAACAUUUUCAUCAACAGCUUCGGCUCGAUCCAGGAGACGACCAUGGACUACCGGGUCAACAUCUUCCUGCGCCAGCGCUGGAACGACCCCCGGCUGAAGCUGCCGCAGGACUUCAAGUCCGACUCCCUCACGGUCGACCCGGGGAUGUUCAAGUGUCUCUGGAAGCCCGACCUGUUCUUCGCCAACGAGAAGAGCGCCAACUUCCACGACGUCACCCAGGAGAACAUCCUCCUCUUCAUCUUUCGCAACGGAGACGUCCUCAUCAGCAUGAGGUUGUCCGUCACCCUGUCCUGUCCGCUGGACCUGACGUUGUUCCCGAUGGACACGCAGAGGUGUAAAAUGCAACUUGAAAGCUUUGGCUACACUACGGACGACCUGCAGUUCAUGUGGCAGACGGGAGACCCGGUGCAGAUGGACGCCAUCGCUCUGCCCCAGUUUGAUAUCAGACAAGAAGAUAUUGAUUAUGGGAACUGCACCAAAUUCUAUUCAGGAACAGGGUACUACACAUGUGUGGAGGUCAUCUUCACCCUCAGGCGACAGGUGGGCUUCUACAUGAUGGGUGUUUACGCCCCCACGCUGCUCAUCGUCGUCCUCUCCUGGCUGUCCUUCUGGAUCAAUCCCGAUGCGAGCGCUGCCAGGGUCCCCUUGGGAAUCCUGUCGGUGCUCUCUCUGUCCUCCGAGUGCACCUCCCUGGCUUCGGAGCUUCCCAAGGUGUCCUACGUCAAGGCCAUCGACAUCUGGCUCAUCGCCUGCCUGCUGUUCGGCUUCGCCUCGCUGGUGGAGUACGCCGUGGUUCAAGUGAUGCUCAACAGCCCGAAGCGCAUCGAGGCCGAGAAGGCCAAGAUGGCGUCCAAGGAGAAGGCUGCGGGAAAGAGCCCGACUGCCAAGGCCAACACGGUCAACGGCACCGGGGGGACGCCACUGCAUGUCAGCACCUUGCAUGUGGCGGAGACGCGCUGCAAAAAGGUGUGCACCUCCAAGUCGGACCUUCGCACCAACGACUUCAGCAUCGUGGGCUCACUCCCGCGGGACUUUGAGCUGUCGAACUUUGACUGCUACGGGAAGCCCAUCAAUUUGGGCCACGGUCACGGCAAGUCCCAGGCCAAGAACCACAAGAAGCCUCCUCCCCCGAAACCCGUCAUCCCCUCCGCUGCCAAAAGAGUCGACCUGUACUCCCGAGCCCUGUUCCCCUUCUCCUUCCUCUUCUUCAAUGUGAUCUACUGGUCCGUAUACUUGUGAUCACCUUGAAAUCCUCUUGUAUUAUUAACCCCGUCCCCACUUCACUCCCAUGACGUCUUUGUUGAUCAGAUUGCAUUCGGGGAGUUUGAUUCCAAAGUAAACAUUGAGAAAUGUGUUGAGAAAAAAAUUGAAAUUCCUAUGUAUUAUCAUUACUAUUAUUACUAUUAUUACAUUUAUCUUCACAUAAAAAAAAGACAUCUAUCAUCAUUUGUGCAUAAAACAAUGAUUAUAACGUAAGCUUUCUUUACCUAAAAUAGAUAUAUAGCGUCUUGUAAGGAAAUGUUUGUAAUUUGUUGAUAAUGGUACUCGAGCGGACAAUACAGGAUUGCAGAUGUAACUGUUGUGAUGAAUGGUUGUGUAAACAGAUCCACAAAGAUCGUUUGCUUAACGGCCCAGAUGAAGAUGCACAGAGCUAUAAAAGAGCAUUUGUAAAUAGUCUAUUUAGAUUUUUUAGUGGGGAGUUUGCCGCAAGUUUAAAUGACUUAAAACGUUUUAUUUAAGCUUCGCUGCAAAGUGUAACAGUGCCGUGCAUGUAGAAAAAAUAAAAUAACAGCAUGUAUAUGAAGAUGAAAUAUGAAUAUAUAUAUAUAUAUAUGUUAAGUAUUUAUUACAUUUUAUUAUCUUCAUGAUUUGCUCUUGGGAAGAAACGUUGGGUACUGUAUGUGAAACACUCCUGUUCCUGUCUAGAUGGUCAUGUAACACUGCCACUCCUCCAGCCAAUGGAACGUUUGAUAUCCCCCUCCCCCGUUGUAGCGUGCGUGCGUGCGUGCGUGUGUGUGUGUGUCGACGGGUCACUUGGUGAUGUGACCAAACUGUUUGUGCAAUUUACAAGCAAAGAAAAUUCAAUAAAAUAACUUUUCACACUUUG
Messenger RNA from Scophthalmus maximus (turbot), 2507 nucleotides. It is a transcript of the gene glrbb, whose product is annotated as glycine receptor, beta b. NCBI's taxonomy places the organism in Eukaryota, Metazoa, Chordata, Actinopteri, Pleuronectiformes, Scophthalmidae. The transcript has 10 exons. Gene Ontology annotation, biological process: signal transduction; nervous system process; regulation of membrane potential. Bases 149 to 1639 code for a protein of 496 amino acids. The record is from RefSeq and is a predicted model, not a curated record. Gene Ontology annotation, cellular component: neuron projection; postsynaptic membrane; synapse. Gene Ontology annotation, molecular function: extracellularly glycine-gated chloride channel activity; transmembrane signaling receptor activity; neurotransmitter receptor activity.